Messenger RNA from Sodiomyces alkalinus F11, 696 nucleotides. RefSeq lists its product as hypothetical. Bases 1 to 696 code for a protein of 231 amino acids. Lineage: Eukaryota; Fungi; Ascomycota; Sordariomycetes; Glomerellales; Plectosphaerellaceae. The transcript has 3 exons. The record is from RefSeq and is a predicted model, not a curated record.
AUGCUUACCAUUGGAACUUUCCAGGGCUCGCAAAUCAUUCGAUUUGUCGAUGCGUCGCCAUGGCUCAGUGACAUCGUCGUUCACGUGUUUCUUGUCCAACCGCGUUGCGACCUUGACCGUUUCGUUCCUGGCCCAGUGGCUGCUGUUCUUUUUCAUCCAUCCCAGCUCGUUAAUUUCAACUUCUCACAUUCCUUUCUUUCUUCAUAUUGCCGUGCGAUAUUACCCAGUCUCCCAACACAACCUAUCUUCACCCGUGACAGGCAGGCAGGCUCUACCUCUCCUCGCAAGACGCCUCGUGGUUCGGGUCCAAAGUUCUCGUCGUAUCUGCUCCACGCAUAUCACGGCCAAGACUCCUCCCUCCCUCAAUUCGUCACUGGACGCAUUUUCGACCUCUCUUCACGUCCAGCUCGCACAUACACGGCCAAUUUCCCGUUAAUUCGCACUUCUGAGCUCUUCCCCCCAGCUGCCUCAGACACCAUGGGCCAAUUCGACUUCAUGAAGUCCAUCGGUGCCACCGAUGAAGCAGUCGCCGUCCUCAACGAUCAGCCAUACUUGUUCACUAUCCUCGUCGUCGUCCUCGUCGCCCUCAUCAUACAAGGCGUGCUUAUCUGGUACAUCCACUACGCAACCAUGAAACCGGAACAGAAGAAGAAGAAAGAAAAGAAGGGCGACAAGAAGGAGGGUGGCAAAAAAUAA